This is a messenger RNA of Entelurus aequoreus (snake pipefish), 4564 nucleotides long. Its product is annotated as zinc finger protein 800-like. The transcript is spliced from 11 exons. The record is from RefSeq and is a predicted model, not a curated record. Bases 741 to 3428 code for a protein of 895 amino acids. Lineage: Eukaryota; Metazoa; Chordata; Actinopteri; Syngnathiformes; Syngnathidae.
UUGACUUUACAAACUGCAUUAUCGCUGUCAUUUGCAUGCAUUUAGUUGGACUUCUAGUUGUGUCUUUCUUCGUAAAAGUGCAUAUUUUAACACGGAAGUGCACUAUUUGUCAGGAAGAUCAUUAAUUUGUAAGCAAACACUUGAUCAAGUAUAUCUCCAAAGGUUGUUGACAAUAUAGGCCACAGGGUUUAUCCUUUUAAAAAUAUGUGGUGGUUUUUUUUUUAGGAAUAAAUGCCCACACAUGUGGAUGUUGUCCCCCACAAAGUGAAGUUUAGGGUGUAUUUUGGGGGUGUCUGCGUCCUCAAAGGCUUGCCGGUGCGUUUUGGGGGCGACACAAAUUGGCGCUAGACGUUUGUGGCCUUUGGAUAAAAGCUGGAGUGCAAAUCAAACGGGAUCAUAAAGGCGACGCGUCGUGUGCUUUUUUGUUUUGGUGUGACUGUUAUUUUUGUUUUUUUUGGUGUGUGCGUGCGUGUAAUUAGUCACCCGUGUCGCUGUGCUCGCAGGACGGGAAGGAAGUGGAGUGUGCACCUUUGCGCAGAGGCAGCCUCGGCGCGGAGAGAGAGGCUCCUCUCUGGGUGCACAAAGACGAGCGGCUCGCGGUGCAACGAACACCAACCGGAUCCCAACUCCCAGCACCUUCCCGCCGCCCCGAACACGCCGCCGACGUUACAGCAUUCGACAAGUGGUGUCGGGAGCGUGCUGGCAGCGAACGUGGCGUGCAGCAGACCCCUUAAAGCACCAUGGUGAAGGCCCAGAAGUCCUCUGGGAGGAAGAGCGCUCACACCGUACGCCAAGAGCCGGAGGAGGAGGAGGAUAGGCCGCUCCAUUUAAGCAACCAGCGCUCCCCGCAGUCCAACAGCUCCUCUGAUCACCUCGGCGCUCCCGCUCCGUCUGAGGCGCCGGCUAAAAACCCCACAGAAACCCAAACGGACGUCCAGGCAUCCAAGGGUGACUCCGCCGCUCAGUCCAAGCCCCUGUGGAGGCCCAUCCCCCCGCUGCUGCCGGAACCCGACAGAGGCGAUGCCCCGGUGACCCGGGAACAGAGCUGCCAGACUGAGGAUCUGAUGCACCACAGCACUGCUGCCACUCAUAACACAGGUCACUGUGUGGAGCCCGGAGAUGCUCCUCUGCUCCAGCAGCCACUGCACACGUCCAAGUCCGGAAUCCACCAGAUCAUUGAAUGCUUCCGCUCAGGCACCAGCCAGCUGAGGCACAUGCUGCUGCGGGAGGUGGACACCAUCUUCGAGUGUAAAGUGUGUCGCAGUCUCUUCAGAGGCCUGCCUAACCUCAUCACGCACAAAGAGUACUACUGCCUGACACGGCUGCCGGAGUACGACGGAGAUGACCGGCAGAGUGUGGCCCUCAAGGAUUUGACGGAUAUCAUAUAUCACAGAGGCGACCGGCCGGAUUAUGUGGUCCGGCUGGAGCCCAUCCAGACCACCAGCAAGGCCGUGUACCAGUACUUGACCACAGAGGAGGAUUUGGCGCGCUAUCCAUCAAGGGCCCCCAGUGCCAGGGAGAGUCCGGUCGCCUGGGAGCGAGAGUCGAUGGAGAUUGAGACAGACCCGCUCGGUGGUCCACAGAGUCCGGCACAAAGCCACCACAGCCAGGGGAAGAAAAAGCGUGACGCAGAGGAGGACGAGGCCACGCAGGAACCACCACAGGCUGAGGACGAGGAAUCCACCAGUGGGGUGGAUGAUGUGACCAUCUCCUGCUGUCUGUGCGGUCAGGACUUCAACUCGCGCCGCAGCAUCAGGCGCCACUGCCGCAAGAUGCACCAGACCAAACUGGAGGAGCUGCGGAAGUUCACGGAGACGCGCACCGUACCCACCAGCCUGCUGUCCAUGGUGAAAGGUCGACCACGGGCUCGGCCUCGGAGCACGCCGGCGGGAAAGUCCUGCCACGUGUGCCACAAAGUCUUUGCCACCAAAACCAACGUGCGCCGACACUACGACGAGGUGCACCGCGGCCUGCGGCGGGACGCCAUCACCCCGGCCGUCGCCUCCAGGCCCGGCCAGCCGCUCUCUGUGGAGGCCACGCCCCCCAGGAAGAGCAACGGCGCCUCGCCGCCAGGCGGGAGCAACGGCAGCGCCGCCAAGGCCGCCCCUGUCAGCCAAAACCGCGCCAAGCCUCAGCAGAGUCAAGCGUCGCCUCCUCCGCAGGCCAACCAGGCGCCGAGUCGCUGCACGCUGUGCAAGAGGAACUACAGCUCCCAGCUGAUGUUGAAGCGACACAUGCGUAUCGUCCACAAGAUCUACAGCGUCAAAACCAACCGCUCAGCGACGGCGGCGUCUUCAUCGACGACGACGACGACGACCACCACAGCGGCUCCAAACAUCAGCAGCGGCGUGCAGCCUAGCAACAGUAUCCGGGUCAAAGAGGAAGUGGUGGAAGCCUCAGAGGAAGAGGACGACAUGGACAGCAGUCCGGCGCCGUCACCCGCCCACAGCACGGGGUCUGUCAAAGGUGCCGCUGUGGCCCCCGCUGCCCUAAAGGUGAAGGAGGAGGAAACUCCGUGGGUCCCAAAGGCGCCGGUGAGCGCGUCUGCCGGAAGCGCCGUCGCCAAACCCAAACUGUCGGUGGGCUUCGACUUCAAGCAGCUCUUCUGCAAGCUGUGCAAGCGGCAGUUCAGCUCUCGCCAGAACCUGUCCAAGCACAUCGAGCUGCACAUGGACGGCAACGACAUUUUCAUCAAGUUCUACCGCUGCCCGCUCUGCCGCUACGAGUCGCGCCGCAAGCGGGACGUCCUGCGCCACGUGACGGUGGUGCACAAGAAGUCCACCUCCUACCUGGCCAAGAUCAUGCCCAAGCUGGAGAGCAGGGCGGUGAAGCGGCUGGCGGAGGUCGUCCUCAACAGCACCAACCCCAAGAGAGUCUGCCCCGCCAAGGAGGAAGUGAACGGACGCCCGACGGCUGUUCCCGCCACUUGUCUGUCCUCUCCUGUCACCCGUAAGCAGGACUACUCCGCCAGCACCGCCGCCGCCUCCUCCUCGGCGCCGCCUCCCGCCCCCGCCACCGCCCCCGCCCCUGCCCCCGCCCCUGCCCCGGCCUCCGCACGGAAGCAGCAGGAAGCGCCGUCGCCGUCCCCCGCUCCAUCGCCGCCCGUCACCCGUAAGCAAGACAAGCAGCAGCAGCAGCCUCGGCCCAUCAGCCCCCCGAUGACCCGCCGCAGCGACAAGCACUCGCACCAGCGCAACUCCGCCGCCGCCUCCUCAGCGCCGCACACUCGCCGCCACGACGCGGAGAGCUCCGCCUCCACUGAAGUCAAAGUGACCAAGAACUUCUCGCUGCACGCCUGCGACCAGUGCGGGCGCGCCUUCGCCAAGAAGGUGUACCUGGAGUCGCACAAGCGCAGCCACCGGAACGCGGUGGCGGCGGUGGCCGGCGCGAGGAAAGGAGUCAGCACGCGCUCCAAAUCGCUGGUGUGAGGAACAACACAGCGUGUAAGAAAUGACUUCUCUUCUUACCGCUUUUGUGACACUCGCCAUGCACUCGGCACAAAGGAGCGUCAGUGUGUACUUGAGUUAGCGGCUUGAAAGGUGUGUGUGCGUGUGUGUGUGUGUGUGUGUGUGUGUGUGUGUGUGUGUGUGUGUGUGUGUGUGUGUGUGUGUGUGUGUGUGUGUGUGUGUGUGUGUGUGUGUGUGUGUGUGUGUGUGUGUGUGUGUGUGUGUGUGUGUGUGUGUGUGUGUGUGUGUGUGUGUGUGUGUGUGUGUGUGUGUGUGUGUGUGCGUGCGUGCGUGCGAAGAGCUGAGACAAGAAGCGGCAGCCAUUAAUCGACCGCCGCUCGUUUACCAGCUGUUUCCUUUUACGUUCACCUGAAAUCUGCCUCUUUGUUUGAGUCCUCCCGCGUCUUUCACCCGCCCCUCCCCCGCCGCUCGCAGUCCGCUGACGGACAAUGGGCGCCGAAACUUUGCAAAGACGGGUGAAAAGUUAGUGGGCAAACACGGACGGAAACCACAAUACCGUUUUAUGUGGAGUUUUAUUGCACGGGAGCCAAAUAUUGCAUCAAUUUUGUUUCUUGAGCGAGGCCAGCGAUGACACAAACUGGCCACAAGAUGGCACUGUUGUGCGUAUUUCUAUUCCUUUAAGUCCCCCAAAGUAUUUAUGACGACCAAAAUCAAGGAUUUUCUUUUUUUUAAAUUGUGUUUAAUGUCCUUUUGUCCACAGAUUUUUUUUUGUUUGUAUUACUUUCAGUCGGAUCACACAAAGUUGUGAUGAAUAUUCCUUUUCCGUGGGUAGAACAAGGAGAAGAAGCGUUUCGGCGGUCGCUGAACAACACUGGACGACAUGAAGUAACGUGUACAUAAUGUUCAAAGAGAAGACGUCAUGGGACAAUAGCUGGAAAGUUUAUUUUUAUAUUUAACAUAAAGACUUUAGUUAGCGCAACAAGGGAAAGACGUGUAUGUUAAUAUUAGUUCCAAUAUAAUCUCUGUUUCAUUCGUCUUCUAUUUUGUGUGAGGAGAGAACAAAAACCUCAAAGUACGCCAGGGAAUAUUUUCUUUUAACGUUGCAACAUUUCAGAAGAAUGUACAAAACCCAUGAAAUAAACACUUUAAUCUUUAAA